AUGUCUGAAGGAAGAGCAAGCUUGAUAAGGAGCAUUCGAAUUGACUUAUUUCGCAGCACGUGCUUGAAGGUGGUGAAUCAAAUAUUAGAAGAGGCGCUCGUAGGUCUGCUUGAUCUGGUUUACAAUCCUCCUUUAAGCUCUCGUAUCUCUAGCGUAGGACGAGUCCGAACCUCGUUGCUCAAGAAGCUGGCUCUGGGGGGAAUGUUCUCACUAGUGGUGAUCAUUGUGCUUUUCGUUAUUAUCUGCCUCACUCUUGUCAGUAAACUCACAAAACAACGGAGUCUCACCUGGGCAUAUAUGUGGCGCUCAAUCGAGAAUAACAUUGGCAGUGCCCAGUUGAAUGCAGUUAAUUCUUGGCAAGAUUUCGGGGCUCUAACUUAUAAUGCUUUAUAUGCCUUCUUUUCGUGCUUUACGAUUUGGUACUUCGAUUCACAGUCUUGGCACCAAACUUACUUGAUUAGGCUUAAUUUAACGCCUCAGGCACACCAGCUGGCACCCGGGAAUCUACGAUUGAUCAACUACAGGCGGGUCAACUACCAAUGCCAAACACUGAACGUUGGGCAUAUACUGACGAAUCUAGCAAUCAUCGCUGCCUGUUUAGCGUUCUUUUGCAUUCCUUUCACCAACGACCAAAGCUUCAAAAAAACGUGCUUCAAUGAAAGAAACUGUCAACGAACUCUGAAGACUGUCGUUACUGGAGCAUGGAGGGUAAUGCCUCCAUCCUUGUUUCGGAGCAUUCCAUUGUGGAAGGAUGAAGACUUUCCAAAUGCCAGGUUUCGUGUGGCAGACACUAAAUUGACGUUUGGAAUUGAUCACUACCUGCCUAGUUUAAUUUUGCCGACGUUCCCAUUGAUGACUCGUCUAAACACGAUGUACAGGAGAGCUGGCCAUUAA
Lindgomyces ingoldianus is the source of this 894-nucleotide messenger RNA. RefSeq lists its product as uncharacterized. NCBI's taxonomy places the organism in Eukaryota, Fungi, Ascomycota, Dothideomycetes, Pleosporales, Lindgomycetaceae. The transcript has 12 exons. Bases 1 to 894 code for a protein of 297 amino acids. The record is from RefSeq and is a predicted model, not a curated record.